This is a messenger RNA of Saxophila tyrrhenica, 927 nucleotides long. RefSeq lists its product as uncharacterized. The transcript has 2 exons. The record is from RefSeq and is a predicted model, not a curated record. NCBI's taxonomy places the organism in Eukaryota, Fungi, Ascomycota, Dothideomycetes, Mycosphaerellales, Extremaceae. Bases 1 to 927 code for a protein of 308 amino acids.
AUGGAGGACGAGGUAUCGGGCGAGCCUCUCUUCCGCGCCAACAAACGACGCAAGGUCUUCCGAAAGCGAGCAGAUCCGCAGGACGACAGCGAAGGCGCCGCCAAUGAUGAAGCAGCAGCUGUUACUAUCAGUAAUCAGACCCCAGAGGUCGAAGAGCCCUCUACCGGAGCUAUCAGAUCCCAGCGAAGACCCAUCAACAGGAAACAUGGAAUCGGUUUCACGAGCACCAAGGGCCGAAACGGAUCACGAAAGGAUGGCAAUGAAGAGAUGGCAGUGGUGCUAGCGAAUGCGCCUGAAGCGCAGGAUGUGCCUGGAAGUGACAGAUUCGUCAAACCGACUGGAAAAGUUGCUGUGGCAGAGGACAAGCAUAUGAUGGCAUACAUAGACUCCAAGCUGGCUGACGCACGCUCGCCGACUCCGCCUGUUAAUGGUAUACAUGGCGCAUCGUCGCUGGGAUCAGUCGCGACUGAGGGGACUGCGGGGUUUGCACCAGGAGCAACUGGCUCUGCAACAAGCCCUGUCCAAGCCGAUGGAGAUCGCACACUCGAGCCAGCCGCCGCACGAAGCUACCGAGUCUAUCAACGACCGACGAGGCGACGGCCCAAGCCAUCCCGCGAUCAAGCAGACAUUGCUCGCGAUUCCAUGAUCGACCAAAUCAUGCAAGAGUCCUCAGUGCCUCUAUACGACCGGCCAAAUGCCGCUGCUACCGCCGCCGAUAUGGACGAGAUGGACAACGAUGCUGCAGCAGCUGAGGCAUACAAGGCUCAACUCCUCGCCGAGAUGGAGGCUCACAAGAGACGACCACCCAAGACAGUCGCGAAGGAUGCGAAAGCGCCGACAGGACCGAAGCUGGGUGGUAGUCGGGCGCAGAGGGAGCGGAUGAAGGCGCUGGAGGAGGCCAAGGGCGGGGGUGGCGUGAAGAAGUAG